GUCUAACCCUUGCCCAUGCUUGCUGUUGCUGAAUCAUCCCUCGAGUGCUCAAUUAUCGGUUCGAGCUCAUUAUCGGUUCGAUCGAGUCGUUGCUUUGAGCUCUCAAAAAGAAGAAAAAAAAAGGUAAAUACACAAGUAGACGGCAAAACCUUAAAUCCCAUUUGCUCCUAUUCUCCUUGAUCCAUUGAAUCUGGAACGUUUGAGAUUUGUGUUUAAGAAAGAUGGGGAAGUUGGGAAAGAAGGCGAGGAAGUUUGCACGCAAGAAGCUUCAAUCUGUUCAGAGGAUGAAGCGCAAGAAGAAUUCCUUUUUCAAAAGAAAAGCCCCUUCUCACAAAAAUCUGGGGGCAACUGAGGAUUCUGAGCUGCUAGAGAAACCAACUGUAGGGCAGUUGAGUGGGAUUGCAAAUGAUGAAGUCAUCCUCAACAAUUUUCUUGAUACUUCAUCUGAUGAAGGCACAGAUGAGUUAGUCGAAGAUUCUUCUGAUAGUGAUGGAUUUCUUUCAGAGGAUUCUGAAUGCCCAUACAUUUCUGACAAGGAAGAUGAGAACAUUUUUGGAGACAAAUGUGAUCAUUCUGCUUUGGUUGAACAAAAUAAGCAACUUGCAGCAGAGAUAGAGCAACACAAGAAAAAAUUGGAGAGGCUGCUGAAAAAGGAUCCAAAGUUUUCAGAAUAUCUAGUUAAACAAAAAGCCCUCCUCGAGAAAUCGAGAAGAGAAGAAAAUUCUUCUGAUGAGGAAGAGGGCCUGCAUUCUCCUGUUGAAGAUACAAUUGAAGGAAAAAAUGAAGAAAAACCCUUAUCAAGUUCUACUGUAGAUGUUUGGUGUUGGAUGGUAUUGGAACAGCCAAAGGGGCCUGCACUUCGUAACUUGUUGAACGGCUUUCACGCUGCAUGUCAAUAUGGGAUUGAAACGAGUGGAGUUUCUUCCCAAAAGGUUUCAAGUAGAGAGGCUUUCUCAAAAAUAGUGACAUUUGUUCUUCUUGAAGCAGAUGGGAUCUUUUGUCAAUUUCUGGGAUUGUCAGGUCCAACCAACAAAGAAGGCAGUUUGAAUUUUAGAAAUAAGUCUGAGUGGGAAAGUCUGAGGCCUCUAGUAAAGUGUUAUCUUCGCAGUUCCUUAAUUCUUAUCAACCAAGUAACUGACCGGGAAAUACUCAUCUUUGCAUUAACUAGGCUAAGAUCUUCUCUCAAGUUCUUUUCUGAUUUUCCUUCUCUAUCGGGGAGGCUAACAAAGAUUUCAGUGCAUUUAUGGAUUUCUGGUGAUGAGAAAAUAUCUUUAGCUUCAUUUAUGAUAUUACGAGAUAUUUCCUCAAAUCUAUCAUCUGACUGGGUUGAUGUUUGCUUGAAGAAUAUGUACAAAGCUUUUCUUAGACAUUGCAAGUCUGUUGAACCUGACAACUUGAAGCAUAUAAAAUUUCUCGUAGACUCGAUUGUACAAGUUUACUCUUUGGAGAUCCAAAGGUCAUACCCAAAUGUACAGUCUUCUGUGCAGCAAUUGGCGAAUGUCUUGAAGCAGGCUAUUAAAAUGAAGAAAAAGGAAGAUCUCAAGAAAAUAUCCUGUUGGCAAUACAUUCUCUGUACCAACCUCUGGGUUGAAUUUAUCUCAUGUAAUGCAAGAAAUCAUGACCUUCAGCAAGUGCUUUUCAUGUUGAUUAAUAUCAUAAGAGGAAUUUCCCACUUAUUUCCUGGUCCACGUUAUGUGCCUUUGCGGUUGAAGUGUGUACAAAUGCUUAAUCGUCUUUCACUUUCAUGUGGAGUGUUCAUUCCUGUUGCAUGCAUGGUGUUUGAUUGUCUAGAACAAAAAACAAGUGGCAGUACUGGAACAAGGACAAAAAGUGUGAAACUCUCCUCAUUAUUGAAGGUGCCCAAACAUUUGUUGAAAUCAGAAGCCUUCCAAGAGGAGUGUGUUCUUUCUGUCAUUGAGAUCCUUUCUGCUCAUUUUUCUCAAUGGAAACAUCAUGUAUCAUUUCCUGAUCUAGCAACCAUUCCUCUAAUUUUAUUGAAAAAGUUCCACGUUAAAGCGCCAAGUGAGAGCCUUCGACGCCCUGUCAAGCGAUUGAUCGAUCAGGUUGAGCGGAACAUUGAAUUUGUUGCCAAGAAAAGAGAUGAGGUUUCAUUUUCACCCAAUGAUCAGGCAUCAGUUGAAGCCUUCCUACAGCUUGAAAGUGGUGCCAAUACUCCUUUUGCUCAAUACUACGUGAGCAUAUCGAAGAAUUCACAUUCUAGAACAAUGAUUGGAGGAUAAAAUCAACGUAAGAAGCCCGUCAUGUUUGCAGAAAUCGAUGUUUAAGAUAUUUAGUUUGGUGUCACGAACUUGUUUUAGUACUGGUAUCACAGUGCUCGACGAGAGGAGAAACUGUUCAAAUCUUGAGUCUUUACUUAUGCUUAUAUGUCUCGAAGAUCGGUUAGAUGAUAAAGAUAUGAAUUCGAACCAGAGUACUUUGCAACAACUCAUUCAAUUAUGGCGAACGAAGAGUUCGUUGUUGGAUCCAAUUGAUGCAGUGGGCAAAUAAUUGAACCAAGACCAUUGAACUGGGUUGAAUAUUUACUCAACUUUCUACUUACAAUGUAAUUUUAUAAUUUAUUAAAAUUUUCAAAAUUUUGUAAUGCACUGCAAUUAUUAUUUUUUACUGUUAGGUUUUA
Molecule: messenger RNA, 2638 nt
Organism: Dioscorea cayenensis subsp. rotundata (Guinea yam)
Lineage: Eukaryota; Viridiplantae; Streptophyta; Magnoliopsida; Dioscoreales; Dioscoreaceae
Product: nucleolar complex protein 2 homolog
Exons: 13
Coding region: 222-2240 (672 amino acids)
Biological process (GO): ribosomal large subunit biogenesis
Cellular component (GO): nucleoplasm; nucleolus; Noc1p-Noc2p complex
Source: RefSeq, a predicted model, not a curated record